Microthlaspi erraticum is the source of this 2376-nucleotide messenger RNA. The record is from the annotation of a GenBank genome assembly. Lineage: Eukaryota; Viridiplantae; Streptophyta; Magnoliopsida; Brassicales; Brassicaceae.
AUGGGGUCAAAGAUGUGCAUGAACGCAACCUGUGGCGCGACCUCUACUGUCGAAUGGAAGAAAGGUUGGCCUCUUCGAUCCGGCGCUCUCGCUGAUCUCUGUUUUCGUUGCGGAUCCGCUUAUGAGAGCUCUCUAUUCUGUGAAACAUUCCAUAUGGACCAAUCUGGUUGGAGAGAAUGCUAUUUGUGCAGCAAGAGACUUCACUGCGGAUGCAUUGCUUCUAAGCUCAUGGUCGAGUUUAUGGACUAUGGUGGUAUUGGUUGUACAACCUGUGUUAACUGCAAUCAGCUCAAUUUGAACAAGAGGGGUGAGAGUCCAAACGUGUUCAGCAGAUUGCCAAUGAAGACGCCACAUAUGAAUGGCGAAAGCGGAAUGAGCGAAGCUGAUCUCUUUUCUCAGUCCCUGAGGUGCGAUUCUCAGCCGCUGGUCCCUGGAGGAGAUAAAAGAGAAGACUUUAUGCCUCACCGUGGGUUUGGUCACCUUCUGAAAUCAGAAAUGCAUGAGUCGUCGCCUUCACAGCAGCCAUCUUUGAACAUGGCUUUGGCUUCACUUCCUUACAGCCCGUCUUUUGCAAACCCUGGCGAUGGGAAGAAGGACAUGAACGGUGCUUCUCAGUCCCACAUUGUCCAAUCCUCUGCCUCUAGUGUACUGCAGAGACCUUCAAAAACUGUUAUUGGAACUCCUGUUGGGAGUAGCAAAUCUGCUCAUGCGCGGAUCGGGAGGCCUCCUGUGGAAGGGAGAGGGAAAGGGCAUUUACUUCCUCGGUAUUGGCCGAAGUAUACUGAUAAAGAGGUUCAGCAGAUCUCCGGAAAUUUGAAUUUGAACAUUGUGCCUCUCUUUGAGAAAACUCUUAGUGCCAGUGAUGCUGGUCGCAUUGGUCGUCUAGUUCUUCCAAAAGCCUGUGCUGAGGCUUACUUUCCUCCGAUUAGUCAAUCGGAAGGCAUUCCUUUGAAAAUCCAAGAUGUGAGGGGUAAGGAGUGGACGUUCCAGUUCAGGUUCUGGCCUAACAACAACAGUAGAAUGUAUGUCUUGGAAGGUGUUACUCCCUGCAUACAGUCCAUGAUGCUACAGGCUGGUGAUACAGUGACUUUCAGUCGGGUUGAUCCUGGUGGCAAACUUAUCAUGGGUUCUAGGAAGGUAGCUAAUGCUGGAGACAUUCAGGGAGGUGGUGUCACCAACGGUACUUCAAACGAGGACACAUCAUCCUCUGGUGUGACAGAGACGCCGUCCUCCGUAAAUGCUGCUUCGGGUCCAUCACAUAUACCUGAGGAAAUGAGAGGUCUGCCUGAGCAUAUGACCUCAUCGCCUUAUGAUGGUAAUGGCUUGAAGAAGAGUGAGACUAACGGAGCUAUGAUGUGUGAUGAUCUGCCACGGGUCAAAGAAAGGAAGAGGAGCCGAACCAUUGGGACAAAAAACAAGAGACUGCUUUUGCAUAGUGAAGAGUCUAUGGAGCUGAGAUUCACAUGGGAGGAAACUCAGGAGUUGCUUCGUCCCGCUCCUAGUUCAAAGCCUAGCAUCGUCCUUGUCGAGGAUCAUGAAUUUGAAGAAUUUGACGAUCCUCCUGUCUUUGGAAAGAGGACGUUUAUCACUUCAAGACCUUCAGGUGAACAAGAACGAUGGGCUUCUUGCGACGAGUGCUCUAAGUGGAGAAGGUUACCAGUAGACGCUCUUCUUUCCUUAAAGUGGACAUGCGUAGACAAUGUUUGGGAUGAAACCAGGUGUUCUUGUUCUGCACCGGAGGAGAGUCUAAAGGAACUUGAAAAUGCUCUUAGAGGUGGGAAAGAGUACAAGAAGAGAAGAAGUGGGGGAAGCCAGGCAGCAAAAACUGUGCAAGAGCCGUCGGGUCUGGAUGCGCUAGCGAGUGCGGCGAGUGCAGCAGUCUUAGGAGACGCUCUAGGUGAGCCAGAGGUUGCGACCACGACCAGGCAUCCAAGGCACAGGGUUGGGUGCUCUUGCAUUGUGUGCAUUCAGCCGCCAAGUGGGAAAGGCAGGCACAAGCCAAGCUGUGCGUGCAACGUGUGCAGCACCGUGAAGAGAAGGUUCAAAACGCUGAUGAUGAGGAGGAAGAAGAAGCAGUUGGAGCGCGAUGGAACAGCGGCAGCAGCAGCAGAGCUGGAGAGCAUGGAAGUGGAAGGGAAGCAGGCGGAGACUGAUAAGAGUAAGGGAGAGAAGGAAGGGAGGAUAGAUCUGAACAGUGAUCCUUAUAACAGAGAAGACAAUGAGGCUGUGGCGGUGGAGAAAGGUGAGAGUAGAAGAAGAGAAGUUGGGGAGAGUUCGGGGGAGGCUCAAGGCGGUGGUGAUGUUGUAGGAAUAACAGAGUUAGCAACAGAGGCUGAGAAAAUCAAAAUCAGUGAAGAGCCUAAAGGUUCAAACUGA